Molecule: messenger RNA, 1590 nt
Organism: Theobroma cacao (cacao)
Lineage: Eukaryota; Viridiplantae; Streptophyta; Magnoliopsida; Malvales; Malvaceae
Product: PI-PLC X domain-containing protein At5g67130-like
Biological process (GO): lipid metabolic process
Molecular function (GO): phosphoric diester hydrolase activity
Source: RefSeq, a predicted model, not a curated record
CCCUUAACUAGCUGAGCAAAAGAUGCUCUGUUGAAAAUCCAUAGCGGCGCAGAAACACCUGCAUUUUUAUUCCUCUAUUGCCAGCUUCGAUGCCCUUAUAUAAAAGGGUCACCACAACAAAUCACAAAAUGGACUGCAAAUUCUGAUCCUGUAAACGGAGAGAGGGAGCAGAAGAAAAAUUCAAAAAGCCAACUCCAACGUCACCAAAUGCGGUUGAUUACUGUUCUGAUCAUUGCCGCUCUUCUCUUUGGUUUUGGCUCUGCUCUCAAGGAGGGACAAACAUGCGUAGCAGAUCGCAAUUGUGACCCAGGGUUGCACUGUGAAACGUGUCUAGCAAAUGGAAAUGUACGGCCCCGAUGCACCAGAAUCCAACCUCUAAACCCCACUUCUCAGGUGAAGGGACUUCCAUUCAACCGAUACUCCUGGUUGACAACCCACAACUCGUAUGCAAGGUUUGGAGAGAGGUCUGCGACUGGGUCUUUGAUUUUAGCUCCAACAAACCAGCAGGACUCCGUCACCAGCCAGCUUAAUAAUGGUGUUAGAGGUUUGAUGCUGGACAUGUAUGAUUUCCAGAAUGACAUUUGGUUGUGCCAUUCCUUUGGAGGACAGUGCUUCAAUUAUACAGCUUUCCAACCUGCAAUUAAUGUUCUAAAAGAGGUUCAAGCAUUUCUUCAAGCAAACCCGUCAGAAAUUGUUACCAUUAUCAUUGAAGACUAUGUUACCUCACCAAGAGGCUUGACUAAAGUGUUUGAUGCUGCUGGCCUGAGGAAGUUCUGGUUUCCAGUAUCUAGAAUGCCCAAAAAUGGUGGAAAGUGGCCAACGGUUGAUGAUAUGGUCCAAAAAAAUCAGCGCCUGGUGGUUUUCACUUCAAAGUCAGAUAAGGAGGCCUCUGAAGGCAUAGCUUAUCAAUGGAGAUACAUGGUAGAAAACCAAUAUGGAAAUGACGGGAUGGUAGCUGGUUCCUGUCCAAACCGAGCAGAAUCACCUGCCAUGAAUGCAACAUCAAGGUCACUGGUCUUAGUCAACUACUUUCCUGAUACACCAGAUGUAACUCAAGCUUGCAAACAUAAUUCAGCUCCACUGUUUCGCAUGGUGAACACAUGUUAUGUGGCAGCUGGAAACCGGUGGCCUAACUUCAUUGCUGUGGAUUUUUACAAGAGGAGUGAUAGUGGAGGUGCUCCGGAGGCCUUAGAUGUGGCAAACGGUCAUCUUGUGUGCGGAUGUGGAAACAUUGUCUAUUGCAAGGAAAAUAUGGCUUUCGGAGUAUGCGACGUACCUGAGGCAGGUGUUGCCCCUGCACCUGGAGCAGUAGCACAUGACUCGAGCUUUGCUCUUUUGGUUACUAGACCAACUCAAUUCCAGUGGGUGCUUGGCGUAAUUUUAGUAGCAAUAGGCCUACAACUUUAAACACCAAGUUAAAACUUCUACUUGUUUUACUCCCCCCCCAAAAAAACUACUAACCAUUACAUAACUCAGAUAGAUAUUAAUCCAAUUCCGAAAGGAUUGUACUUCUUAUUCCAGCUUUAUUUAUGGAUGUUGGACAUUAACAAUGGUUCAAGAGUGACGGCUAACCAUGGUCCAUGGCCAUAA